GUCACGUUUUAUGUAUAUUAUUUACUUGUAAUAAUUAUAACGAACCUAUCAUCCAGUUUGUUUAUGUAAAUACCAAGGAAAUAAAACUAUGCAACAGAUGAUUAUUUGAUAUGGUACAGGUAUUUAAUGAUAGCACUGAUUUGCUUUUCGGUCUCAGGCUAUGUGUGAGCCAGAAACAGAAUUUGGAUUUUCAGGCUGAAAGCUAAGAUAUGUUGCCUACACAAACCAUGCAAAACAAGCAAGAAGCGGAUAAAAUAAAGUUUGAUGUCGAUCUAUGCGAAGAAGCUCUGUGUCAAACAGAAUUUCUCAAAGCGGUUGACACUAUUCAGGAUUUAAAGAAACCAACUGUAUUGAGACGUGCAGUCUACCGAUAUGAAAAAUACUGGCUUCCACUGGCCAUAAAAUACCCCAAAAGGUGCUUAUCUGCACCUCUGGAUAUCGAAUGGAUAUGGCAUUGUCAUAUGCUAUGCCCUAAAUCCUAUGAAACAGAUUGUCAAACUCUUGUUGGUGGGACUGUUGAUCACACGCUACGAAGGAUGAAUAAUUUUCAAGAAGAGCAGAAAGAGUCACAGAAACUUUGGUCGGAAAUGUAUUCAGAGGAUCAUGAACCUUUCACAGUUGAUCACAAAGCACCAUACAAUGCUAAUGCCGUUGAUAACUUUAGUUCAAAGAUAACAUACGACAUUGCUGCCGCUGCCCAACGACAGAUGGUGUUUUACUAUCAAGUUUCGUUACCACACUACCGAGAUAGAAAGUAUUUGCAGAAUUGCCUGCAGAGGUAUAAACAGUUCUUGUAUUUGAAAACACAACUGCCGAAAGCUUUCAUGGUACCAUGUUACGACAUAGAUUUGAUGUGGCACACACACCAGUUGAGUCCAUUAGUCUACAAAAAAGAUAUGGUUAAGAUCAUUGGCCACUUGUUUAAUCAUGACGAUUCUGUAAAUGAUCGUAGUGAAGCAUCGAAACUAAGUGAAGCAGACAAACAGACACGUGACAGCUGGAAAAAGUUUUACAAUGAAUCUUAUUCUCUGUUUGGAGCAAUGUAUCGUGGAACGCCGCCGGCAGGAUUUCUUUAUAAAGUAAGCCCGAACGAGUCGUACACUUUUUGUACCAAAAGCACUAUCAUAACAUUUGAAACUUUAACUUUGAAUCUUCCCUUAACGGAUCCGAAUAAGUACAAGAAACUAAAACUGAUCGUGUCGAGUGCCGCUGGACCGAAGCUUGUGCGAAAAUGGUUAUCCUUGAAACGGCCGGGUGAUGUACCAAGUGGAGCCAGAACGAUUACCUGGAAAAUUGAUAGUCGAAAUGAAAUGGACACGGCGGAAACCAACAGUAUACAUUUCCGGGUGCAAGAACGCACAUGCUGUGCGUUUUGCACUUCAAAGACAGAUGUUGGAUCUAUCAUGUUAAAUAUGCUGCCACAGAUUGAUUCGAUAGCGAAUGCAGCCAGCGGCGGAAUAAUUAAUGCUCAGAUACCUCUUGGUGGCUCUGACAUAAUUUUAGAUAUUCAGGGACAAUUUUCGGCACCGAUUCAAGGGAAGGUAUUUUUAUUCUUAGAGAGUGGAAGAUAUGAGACUGCUGUUAUACCGGAAAAUGUAAAACAACUUUGGGGUCCUGUGCCUCUUGAAAGACUUCCGACAGGGACAAAUAACAUCUGUCAGGUGGCAUCUCACAGAUUAAAAAAUCAUCUAGGGAAUGUAGAAUUCACAGCAAGGACCAUACACAGUCAGCCUUUGAUGAUGUCGGUGAUACAGGUGUACUAUCACGAUAAAAUGUCGGUUAUCGGGCAUUUGAUAGCUUCAGACCAACUACCUCUUCCAGGACAAGUUCAGCAUGAUGUUGUUACGCUAAAUCCUGUACUGGGAGAAAGAGCCGUCCUUUUGAAAAACAAUGACGGAGACUGGGGUAUUCUCACCGGAAGAUGGAAAGAUUUUAAACGAGGCGUUGCUGGGACUAGACAGAAAAGAGGUGUUGCUGGGAGUCCGGGAACUUUAUUUUUGAUGUUUUACAAAUUUUCAACUGGCAGGAAAAAAACAAUUGAGCUGGGAUAUCUUCGGAAAGACUAUGUUUUCAAUUUAGAAUCUGCUUCUAUUGACCUUAUGAAAGGUAUACUGAAUAUCGACUCCUCUAGUAACGAAGUUGCGGAAAACAUUGCCCUAGCAUUUUCGGUAUCUUUGCUUCACGUGCUGUGCGUCCCAAGGCCAAAAGGAUGGAGAGAAGGCCAACAAGUCAAACCAACCACUUCAACUCGUGGAACAAGACCAAUCACUACCAUUCCGUCAGACGAUAUGGCAUUUAUCAUGGCCGCAGGCUUGCUUUGGAGUACCCCGACAAAUUAUUUCAUGCAUUCAUACUACGGAGCACAUAUAUGUGCUAUGUGUGGAGGUGGGGAUGGUGAUGUGAUGGAGUUCUCUGGAAUUGACGGUGACGCCGAGGGAGAUGCGGGAUGUGACUGUGCUGCAUGUGGUGGUGGCGGGUAUGAUGGCGGGUAUGAUGGCGGGGGAUGUGGUGGGUGCGGGGGCUGUGGUGGAGGUGGUGGUUGUGGUGGAGGAGGGGCCGGGUGUGGAGGAGGGGGCGGAUGUGGUGGAGGUGGCGGAUGUGCUGGUGGUGGAUGUGGUGGUGGUGGAUGUGGGGGUGGUGGAUGUGGGGGUGGAUGCGGAGGUUAAAGUAGUUUAAAGACACAAAAGUUUUUUGUUUUGUUAUCAGUUUUUUUUAUCGAUAUUUGUCACAUAUCUUGUCACUUUGCAGGAUAGUGUCUUUGUAUACGUUAAGUUGUAUGACCAUCACAUAUUGCAUUUAUUUUGAUAUAUAAGACGGCUUAGGCAAAAUGCGUCACAUAAGAAAAAGUUCUUUUAUCGUUCUGGAAUUUACAUUUUUUUCAUUAUUGAUGAUAUUAAUUGAAACCAUAUAGAGCAACUCUUAGUAAAAUAUUAAACAUUAAACAAAUAUAAGCGAGAACAAUACCUACAACAACACACAACCUUGCAGUUAAGACUAUGUUUUUUUUUCAGAAAUAUAGUUAGUCAUAAAGAUUUUUGAUAAUUUGUAUAGCCUUUUACAAACAAAAGCCAGGUGAUAUGGCACUGUUCAUAUACAGCAAUAUAACCCGAACUUGUAUUGGUUCAACUUUGCUGUCUUUGUAUAUAAGAUAGGGAUUCAUUCAUUACUUUGCUGAGCCAUUGAUUAUAUUUAUUAAGCAUAAAUGUCACAUUAUCAAAUUGAUUUUGUAUAUUAAUCACGUUGUCAAAUAGAUUUUGUGAAAAUAUCACGAUGAUUUUUGUGUAAAUGUUACCGCGUCAAAAGGACCUUGUUUUUGUUUGAAUAUUACGUAUUCAUUAAAAUGUAUUUUUUUAUUUUCGUUAUUAUCGGUUUUUUUUUGUUGUUUUUUUUUUUGGAGGGGGGGACGUAUUUUAUUUCUUUAUUGUAUACUUUUCGUACAGAAAAAUAUCAAUAUUGUUUUGACUACACUUGUCAGUUACUAAAAUUAUUGGAAGAUACUUUUGGGACCAAAAGACCAAGAUUUUAAUAGCUGCUUUGAGGUUUUGCUCUAUCAAGAUUAGGGUUGUUGUGAACUGUUCUGGGAUGACAUAAUACUGAUGUUAUAAAGAGGUUAUUGCUGUACAUAGGGUAUCAGCUUUGCUGAGGUUGCACUCUAUUUUUUAUUUAAAAGUAUUUUGGUAGUGUAUCAUCAUUUGAUAUAUUUUGAAUCUCAGAAUGCUGUUAAAUAUAUAUAUAUAUAUAUAUGUGUGUGUGUGUGUGUGUGUGUGUGUGUGCGUGCGUGCGUGCGUGUGUGCAUGCGUGUGUGUGUGUGUGUGUUUCUACUUAGUUAAAGUACGUCUCUUUAGUUUUAUAUGUAAAACAUGAAAAAAAAUUUAAGGACUUAAUAUUGGUUUAGAAUGAAUAUAUAAAUGUUGUGUGGAUACGUUACUUCAAGGUUUGAUUUAAAUCGAUUUUCUGUUUAAUUUUGAUAUUACUGUUAUAUUGAUACUUUAAUUUAAGUUUUGAUUAGAUGCAACUGUAUCAGGUCAAGGUUUGAUUUAGAUAUUAUAUGAAUUCAAGGUUUGAUUUAGAGGUUAGUGCUAUAUGGAUACUGGAACACCAAGUCAAGACAGGAUAUAACUGUUAUACCUAGAGGAUUUUGAAAUACUAAAUUCAAUGGAUAAGAUUAUAAUUUACGUUUUAUUCAACAAGUUUAAUAAAUUUAGUAUUGAAUCUACAUGAAUAUUAUAUUUAUAUAUAUGACUUAUCUAAAAUUAGAACUAUAAACUGUUAAUAUAAGUAAAAAAUUAAUAACUUCCUGUCAUCUCUAUCCGGAAUCUUGAUGACUGUAAUUCUUUUUGUUGCUUUUUGUCUUUGAUGGUGUUAUUUUGACUUUUUUUGGAUGGUUCCUUUAAUAGUUAAAAUUUGAAAAAAAAUCUAUAUUAUGGUUUUGUUUAGAAUUUUGAAUAUUUUUAUUUUGUAUAUGAUUGUUAAUUUUUUUUUAUUUU
This is a messenger RNA of Ruditapes philippinarum (Manila clam), 4487 nucleotides long. RefSeq lists its product as uncharacterized. The record is from RefSeq and is a predicted model, not a curated record. Lineage: Eukaryota; Metazoa; Mollusca; Bivalvia; Venerida; Veneridae. The transcript is spliced from 5 exons. The coding region runs from base 210 to 2666 and encodes 818 amino acids.